AAGACACUUGGUGGCAUUGGUAGAUUACUGUAUGAUGCGAAAAGUAGAAAAUAAGAGUAGAGAGGAGAGAUCAGAGAUUGAAAGAGAGAGAGAGAAAGAAAAGAGAAGAGAAAUAAGAAAUGUCUUCAUUGUGUGUGUCUUCUUCAGCAGCAACAGCAAUUGCAACUCUAUCUUCAGCUUCUCUCUCUCGCUCAUCGUCGCCAUCGCUAUCCUAUUCCUACACCUUCAAUCCCCUUAGGUAUUCGAUCGGUCGCUGCGGAAUCAGAAGCACGGUGAAAUCCAAGACCAGCAACACAAACGCAGGGUUUCGUGUGUCUUGCUAUGCUCCUGCUCCUCUCACCCCUCCUAAUUUGCAAUGGAUCUCUACUGUUUCCUCCGUGGUUUUAAUAUUGGCAAAGGGCACUGCCGUCCCGAAGUCAUAUAUUGUUCCGUUGUUUGCAUUGCAAGCACCUGCUGGUGUCGUUGCCUGGAUAAAAGGUAGAUAUGGUGUGUGGGCAGCAUUCUUGGCACUUCUGGUUCGUCUCUUCUUCUAUAUUCCUGGUGAGCUUGAGUUGCCAUUUCUGGCAUUACUCUUGGUGAUGGUGGCCCCUUAUGAGGCUAUGAAAUUAAGGGACACAAAAGAAGGUGCAAUAAUUUCAGUAUUGAUUGCAGCGUAUUUGGCUUUCCAGCAUUUCUCAAGAACAAGCUUACGGCAAUCAUUUGACCAAGGUUCAAUUGUUGCCACCUUAGCUGUCAUUUGUAUCACUCUUUCAUCUUUGCUACUUCUAAUCUGAGUUGAUCUUGAAAUGAUAAACACUUACAGUAUGUUGUAUAUAAAAAUAAUACUUGUUGGAAUGAUGAUAUAUUUCAGGGUAAAAAAUGAUAUGGAUUAUGUUAGAUACUCAAUCUUGUACUUUUUACUUGUUAAUUCAAAUAAUGAAGUUAAAAUUUGUUUUCG
Molecule: messenger RNA, 937 nt
Organism: Abrus precatorius (Indian licorice)
Lineage: Eukaryota; Viridiplantae; Streptophyta; Magnoliopsida; Fabales; Fabaceae
Product: cold-regulated 413 inner membrane protein 1, chloroplastic-like
Exons: 6
Coding region: 120-773 (217 amino acids)
Cellular component (GO): membrane
Source: RefSeq, a predicted model, not a curated record